AUGAGCGUGGGCGAUCGCCGCAGUGCCAGCCCCAGCAGCAACGUUCCCCUCGGCGUCGCUCUCCUGGUCAACGCGAGCUUCGCCGCCACGGAGCUGGCGAUCAGCUGUCGCCUGCGAGCCCCCGCUCUCCCCGUCACCGAUCUCCCCAAGAUCGGGCAGCCCAGCGCUCACCGCGAGCGCGAUCCCCCGCGCAGCGCUCUCCGCGUCGAUUUCCGGCGAGGCAGGGGAGGGGUUCUCUGGGCGACGAUGGGAUUCUGGGCGCCGCGAGCAAUCCCCCCCGCGUCCGCACUCGGCGGGCUCUGGUGGCCGUCGGGGUCGGCGGAAUGGAGCGGGUCGCGGCGGAGCUGGUCGCGGGGAGGAUCCUGCGCCCCUGACGUCGCGGCCCCUCUGCGCGCGCCGGUAUUGAGCAAGUAUCUGCCCGCGCGGGAGGGGAGGGCGCUGUUCCGCACCCCUCGGCAGGUCCCUGGCUUCUCCGUGCAGCCCUUCUCGGGAGGCCGACUUCCGGGCCGGGAGACAGCGUAUCAGCGUGAGGCUCCGAUUGCACCUCCCCCCACUCGUGCGGGGAGAGACCCCAUGCUGACCAUGUGCCGGACGCUGAAUCUUGCGGAGGCGUGCGAGGUGGUGGCGAACUUGCAGAUGGCGGUCUGUGGGGCCAUGCGAAACUCUCCGGGCAGUUUCGCUCCAGGUCCCCGAGGAUCGUGCGCGACCUGGGCAGAAGCCCUCGCCCCGCUAUUGGCGCCCGUGUCGGAAGCGCCCGCCGGGGUAGCGCCCUUAGCGCGUACCUUCCCCCGCCACGUGGAGGAUCUUCUUGUGGCCGCCCAAGAGGGGACCCCGGCGCUGGACUACAUGCGCGCCAUGGAGGGAAAGAAGUGCAUCGUGGUGCACUGCACUGCCCCUUCAAAGUCCCUCUCACUCUCCCCUUCCCCCCAUCCCUCGCACUCUCUCCGCACUCUCUCACGGCAGGCGCUGGACUACAUGCGCGCGACAGAGCGCAAGAAGAGCAUCAUUGUGCACUGCACGCACGGGCACAACCGCACGGGCUUCAUGAUCGUCCACUUGCUCAUGCGCGCCAUGGGGGGCCACGUGGCAGAGAGGCUAGCGGAAUUCGCAGAGGCGCGCCCUCCAGGAAUAUACAAGGAGGAGUACAUUCAAUCGCUCUUCACCUUCUACCACGAGCGGCGCCCCGAGGCGGUGAUCUGCCCGCCCACGCCCGAGUGGAAGGCCACCUUUGACCUGGACCUCGAUCUCAACGUGGCCUUAGAGAUGGACGAGGAGGACGCGGGUGGGGGCUCAGGCAGUGGUGGUGGCGAUGAUGGAAAUGAGGAGUGUGGCGCUGCUGUGCUGCCAGAGCUGGUGAGCCUGUCACCCUUUGAAUCUGUUCCUGUAGGUGGUGGUGGUGGGGACGACGGGAAGGAGGAGUGUGGCGCUGCUGUUUUGCCAGAGCCGGUGAGUGGAUCACUCGAGCAGGUGGUGAGUGUGGACGGGAAGGCCACGUUCGACCUGGACCUUGAUCUUAACGUCGCCUUGGAGAUGGACGACGAGGAGGCUGCUGAAGGGGGGGGGGAGGGAGGGGAGGGGACGACGGCAACGAGGAGUGCGGCGCUGCCGUCCUGCCAGAGCCUGUGA
Messenger RNA from Closterium sp. NIES-65, 1626 nucleotides. The record is from the annotation of a GenBank genome assembly. NCBI's taxonomy places the organism in Eukaryota, Viridiplantae, Streptophyta, Zygnematophyceae, Desmidiales, Closteriaceae.